Molecule: messenger RNA, 1173 nt
Organism: Penicillium daleae
Lineage: Eukaryota; Fungi; Ascomycota; Eurotiomycetes; Eurotiales; Aspergillaceae
Product: FPP/GGPP synthase family protein
Exons: 1
Coding region: 1-1173 (390 amino acids)
Biological process (GO): isoprenoid biosynthetic process
Molecular function (GO): prenyltransferase activity
Source: RefSeq, a predicted model, not a curated record
AUGGUGAAUAUCCUCUCACCUUUAAUCGGUGGCUACCACUACUGGUGCUGCCUAUGCCCCCGGUAUAAUUGUUUACAGGACCCGUCUGCAUAUGCAAAAUCCAACAAUACAAGUCUAGAAAGCGGGUGUGAUAAAAGUUCAACUUUGACACAUUCAUCAACGCUACACAUAGCUGAGCAACUGCGUUCGAGCGAAACGAACAGCGGAAACCUAUCAAGCAUUGCAGCACCAAAGCUAGGCCGAAAUGCGUUGGAGGGCCCUAUCCGCUAUAUUCAAUCGUUGGAUUCAAAGAACGUGCGGUUGCAACUGAUCGAUGCAUUCAACCUAUGGCUGGGCCUCCCAAAUCUAGCGCUGAAUACAAUCAAGGAGAUUGUGAAUGAUCUUCAUAAUUCGUCCCUCAUCCUCGAUGAUAUCCAGGAUGGAUCAUCGCUCCGUCGCGGAAGUGCAGCCACGCAUACUAUUUUUGGCGAAGCCCAGUCCAUCAAUAGUGCUACAUACAUGUUUGUCCGAGUAGCAAGAAAGGUCCAUGCACUUUCCAAUCCUGCCCUGUUGACAGUUCUGCUCGAGGAGCUGGAAAGACUUUUCCUAGGUCAAAGCUGGGAGCUAAAGUGGAGGUUCACCGUUCAGUGUCCCACUGAAGAAGAAUAUUUGGAGAUGGUCGACCACAAAACUGGCGCUAUGUUCCACAUGCUUCUUCGGCUGAUGCUCAGUCUUGUGCAGGAUGAUGGAUGCCUGAGUCAAAACACGGAGUUUGCCGUCCUGGCGCAGCUUCUGGGUCGAUGGUAUCAAGUACGCGACGAUUAUUUGAACCUCCAGGAAGCAAGUUAUACCAAGAGGAAAGGCUUCUGUGAAGACCUCGAUGAGGGGAAGUUUUCGUAUCCGAUUGUCCGAUGCUGCACAGAUCCAGUACGCAAAGACAUCGUGAUCGGGCUCUUGCACCGAAGAGACACACCAGAAGUCACGAAUCUGUCGGUCGAGAGCAAACUACUGAUAUUAGAGGUCAUGAAAAAGGCCGGAGCAAUACAUGAGACAUGGAGUUUGAUCAUUCAAUUGAAGAAUAAAGUUGAGGAGGAAAUAGGUCGCCUAGAGGCUGUCUUGGGGGAGGCGAAUCCUAUACUUCGGGUGUUGAUUAAAGUACUGGGGAAUAUCCCAAAUCCUGGCAAGCAGUUGUAA